UUCGUCAUGGCAAGAACUAAACAAACCGCCCGCAAGUCCACCGGUGGAAAAGCCCCGAGGAAGCAGCUCGCUACUAAAGCCGCACGUAAGAGCGCUCCAGCCACCGGUGGAGUCAAGAAGCCUCAUCGUUACAGGCCCGGUACCGUAGCGCUGAGAGAGAUCCGCCGUUAUCAGAAGUCCACUGAGCUGCUGAUCCGCAAACUGCCUUUCCAGCGUUUGGUGAGAGAAAUCGCUCAGGAUUUCAAGACGGAUCUGCGCUUCCAGAGCUCCGCCGUCAUGGCCCUGCAGGAGUCCAGCGAGGCCUAUUUGGUCGGUCUCUUUGAGGACACCAACUUGUGCGCCAUCCACGCCAAGAGGGUCACCAUCAUGCCUAAAGACAUCCAGCUGGCCCGCCGCAUUCGUGGAGAACGCGCUUAAAUCCUCAGCGGCGUCCCUCACAUCUACCCCAAGGGCUCUUUUAAGAGCCACAUCAAUUAUACCCAAAGAGAUAUUUUCCAGUAGUUAAUAGUUUUUGAUGCUAUUGAUCC
Messenger RNA from Xyrauchen texanus (razorback sucker), 527 nucleotides. RefSeq names its product histone H3. Gene Ontology annotation, cellular component: nucleosome. The transcript has a single exon. Gene Ontology annotation, molecular function: structural constituent of chromatin; protein heterodimerization activity; DNA binding. The record is from RefSeq and is a predicted model, not a curated record. Bases 7 to 417 code for a protein of 136 amino acids. Lineage: Eukaryota; Metazoa; Chordata; Actinopteri; Cypriniformes; Catostomidae.